AUGCAGGAAAAGACCGCCGUUCUGCUCAUCGACCCUCUCAACGAGUUCUUGCACCCAGAGGGCAAGAUCUACCCUACUCUCCAGGCGAGCAUUGAGGCCACCGACACGGUGACCAACCUCCAGAGAUUCGUCAAAAUCGCCCGGAGCAACACACUUCCGAUCCUCUACUGCCAGCACCAACUGUUCGAAGAGGGCGUGUAUGACGACUGGAAGCACAUGUCCAAGAGCCAGCUCACCAUCCAGCAAACCAAGGCCUUUACGGUGGGCAGCUUUGGAGCCGAGAUUAUGAAGGGACUUGAGCCGGAUAAGAGCAAUGGGGAUGCGAUUGUCUCGCGCCACUGGAACAGCAGCUCGUUUGCCAACACCGACCUCGACUAUCAGCUUCGUCAACGAGACAUUACGCAUGUAGUCGUUGCCGGAAUGGUCGCUAACACGUGCCUCGAAUCUACUGCUCGCUAUGCUGUCGAGAUGGGCUACCACGUCACAAUCAUAGCCGAUGCAACUGCCGGAUUCUCGAUUCAGCUCAAAGAGGCCGCAGAGAAAAUCAUCUGGCCCACCAUUGUGGACGAAGUUUUGCAUGUGGACGAGUGGGCUGCGAAAUUGAACAAGAAGGCCUAA
This is a messenger RNA of Trichoderma citrinoviride, 618 nucleotides long. Its product is annotated as Isochorismatase hydrolase. The record is from RefSeq and is a predicted model, not a curated record. Lineage: Eukaryota; Fungi; Ascomycota; Sordariomycetes; Hypocreales; Hypocreaceae. The transcript is spliced from 4 exons. The coding region runs from base 1 to 618 and encodes 205 amino acids.